CCGUCUGCUCUGUGUCUGCAGCCACGUUCUGGUGUAUAAAUUAGGUGGAACCUCCCUCAGCGUGACGGUGCUCCAGGUCACCGGGGGAAUGUUCCGUGUUCUAAACACACACACUGACCACAACAUCGGAGGAGAGAACUUCACCCAGGCCUUGGCCCAGCACCUGGCUGCCGAGUUUAAACGAACCUUCAAACAUGAUGUCAGUGGCAACGCCCGCGCCAUGAUGAAGCUGAUGAACGGAGCCGACAUGGCCAAACACUCACUGUCCUCACUGGGCUCAGCCAACUGUUUUGUGGACUCCUUGUACGACGGCAUCGACUUUGAAUGCAACGUCUCCAGAGCUCGAUUUGAGCUGCUCUGCUCAUCACUUUUCAACAAAAGCAUUCAGCCAAUCAAAAACCUGCUGGAGAAGGUGAACCUCUCAACCAGUGACAUCAACAAG
This is a messenger RNA of Cynoglossus semilaevis (tongue sole), 442 nucleotides long. RefSeq names its product heat shock 70 kDa protein 14-like. Gene Ontology annotation, biological process: endoplasmic reticulum unfolded protein response. The annotation marks the transcript as partial. NCBI's taxonomy places the organism in Eukaryota, Metazoa, Chordata, Actinopteri, Pleuronectiformes, Cynoglossidae. The record is from RefSeq and is a predicted model, not a curated record. Gene Ontology annotation, cellular component: endoplasmic reticulum chaperone complex. Gene Ontology annotation, molecular function: ATP binding; ATP-dependent protein folding chaperone. The transcript is spliced from 3 exons.